GCUGUGUGUGUGUGUACAGGUGACGUCACCGCCGUGUGUGUGUACAGGUGACGUCACCGCCGUGUGUGUGUACAGGUGACGUCACGGCGCAACCAUGAUGGACGGAGUGGACGAUGACCCGGAGCUGGUGGCGGCAGCUCCGGCAGAUCAAGCAGAAGAUGAGGACUCCUCAGAUUCCCCGCUGCAGGUGGAGAUCUCCGAUGCGCUGAGCGAAAAAGAUAAAGUGAAGUUCACGGUGCAGACCACGACGUCUCUGCCGACGUUCAAGAAGGGGAAGCUGUCGGUGUCGCGGCAGCACGAGGAGUUCAUCUGGCUGCACGACUCGUACGUGGAGAACGAGGACUAUGGAGGCAUCGUCAUCCCACCGGCGCCUCCGCGGCCCGACUUCGACUCGUCCCGCGAGAAGCUGCAGCGUCUGGGCGAGGGCGAGGCCACCAUGACCAAGGAAGAGUUCUCCAAGAUGAAGCAGGAGCUGGAGGCAGAAUACUUGGCAAUCUUCAAGAAGACGGUGGCCAUGCACGAGGUGUUCCUCUGCCGUCUUGCUGCGCACCCCAUCCUGAGCCAAGACCGCAACUUCCACAUUUUCCUGGAGUAUGACCAAGAGCUCAGUGUGCGUGGCAAGAACACCAAAGAGAUCUUGGGAGGGUUCCUGAAGAGCAUGAUGAAGUCAGCUGAUGAAGUCCUGGUUUCCGGAGCAAAGGACUCGGAUGAGUUCUUUGAGCACGAGAAGAUUUUCCUGCUGGAGUAUCACAUGCGCGUGAAGGAGAGUGCACUCAAGGCCGACAAGAUGACGCGAGCACACAAAAAUGUCUCUGAAGAUUACAUUGGCAUCUCCACGUGGCUCUACAGCAUUGGGGAGCAGGAAUAUUCCAAGCUAAGCAGAUUUUUGCAGCUGUCGUCUGACGUGUUUGAGAAGUACCGCAAGCAGCAGGGCAGGGUGGCGUCAGACCAAGACCUCAAGCUCACCGAUCUCCUGCGAUACUACGUCCGGGAAACCCAGGCAGCCAAGGACCUGCUGUACCGGCGCGCGCGCUCGCUCGUGGACGCUGAGAACACCGGCAGGGCCCUGGACAAGGCGCGUGCCAAGGGCAAGGACGUGCAGCAGGCGGAGACGCAGCAGAAGGUCGCCAUGCACAAGUUCGACAGCCUCUCCACGUCGGCGCGACAGGAACUGAUGGACUUCAAGAUGAGGCGAGUGGCAGCGUUCCGCAAAAACCUCGUGGAGAUGGCCGAGCUGGAACUGAAGCACGCCAAGGCCAGUUUGCAGAUGCUGAACAACAGCCUGACAGCGCUUCAGAACUGUUAGGGGACCAAUGGAUGGAUGUACGCUUGAAGGCCACCAAGUAGUCACGAAUAUUUGUAUCUUCCGCACGAGUUGUGUGUCACAACAUGAGGGCACGUUGUACGUUUAUAAAUCCUGACAAGCAUCACUGAAAGGAGUGUUAAAAAAACUUUUGUUUACUGUAUUUUCCCUAUGUAAAUGCAAUAAAAUACAGAAAAAAAUCUUC
Lethenteron reissneri (Far Eastern brook lamprey) is the source of this 1508-nucleotide messenger RNA. RefSeq names its product sorting nexin-6-like. The record is from RefSeq and is a predicted model, not a curated record. Gene Ontology annotation, cellular component: endosome. NCBI's taxonomy places the organism in Eukaryota, Metazoa, Chordata, Hyperoartia, Petromyzontiformes, Petromyzontidae. Gene Ontology annotation, molecular function: phosphatidylinositol binding. Gene Ontology annotation, biological process: retrograde transport, endosome to Golgi.